AUGGCCACUUUCCAGCACCCCGAAGAUGACACCAUGGUUCUGAUGACUGACAAUAUCUCCACGUCUAGUUCCAAAGACCGAGUCAAGAGCGAGUCAUCCCCGGACAAGACUGCGGAGAAACCCGAUCCCACUCAGAAACCGCCUUAUUCUUAUGUGGCCCUCAUUGCUAUGGCUAUCCGAGAGAGCCCUGAGAAACGACUCACUCUAUCCGGCAUCUAUCAGUACAUUAUCACCAAAUUCCCUUUCUACGAGAAGAAUAAGAAAGGCUGGCAAAACAGCAUCCGACACAACCUGAGCCUCAACGAGUGUUUCAUCAAAGUGCCCAGGGAAGGUGGCGGGGAGAGAAAGGGCAAUUACUGGACUCUAGACCCGGCUUGUGAAGAUAUGUUUGAAAAGGGGAACUACAGAAGGAGGAGAAGGAUGAAGCGCCCUUUCCGACCACCUCCCACCCAUUUCCAACACAGCAAGACGGCUUUAUUCGCCAGUGACAGUUAUGGCUACAUCGGCCCUCCCAAGUACUUGCAGUCGACUUUCAUGAACAAUUCCUGGUCUCUCGGGCAGCCGCCUGCACCCAUGUCUUACGCCUCCUGCCAAAUGGCCACUGGCAACGUCGGCUCUGUCAAUGUGAAGGGACUCUCAGGGCACGCGUCCUACAACCCUUAUUCGCGAGUGCAGAGCAUGGCCCUGCCCAGCAUGGUGAACUCCUAUAACGGCAUGAGCCAUCACCACCACCCCCAUCCCCAGCAACUGAGCCCUGCUCCCCCUCCGUCUUCCAGCAAUGGGGCCGGCCUGCAGUUCCCCUGCGCCAGGCAACCAGCAGACCUCUCUAUGAUGCACUGUUCCUACUGGGACCACGACAGUAAACACAGCGCAUUACACACAAGGAUAGACAUUUAA
Messenger RNA from Carcharodon carcharias (great white shark), 897 nucleotides. RefSeq names its product forkhead box L2a (gene foxl2a). Lineage: Eukaryota; Metazoa; Chordata; Chondrichthyes; Lamniformes; Lamnidae. Bases 1 to 897 code for a protein of 298 amino acids. The transcript has a single exon. The record is from RefSeq and is a predicted model, not a curated record. Gene Ontology annotation, molecular function: DNA-binding transcription factor activity, RNA polymerase II-specific; RNA polymerase II cis-regulatory region sequence-specific DNA binding. Gene Ontology annotation, biological process: cell differentiation; regulation of transcription by RNA polymerase II; anatomical structure morphogenesis.